Messenger RNA from Pieris napi, 2536 nucleotides. RefSeq names its product ionotropic receptor 75a-like. The record is from RefSeq and is a predicted model, not a curated record. Bases 518 to 2287 code for a protein of 589 amino acids. Gene Ontology annotation, molecular function: ligand-gated monoatomic ion channel activity. Gene Ontology annotation, cellular component: membrane. The transcript has 10 exons. NCBI's taxonomy places the organism in Eukaryota, Metazoa, Arthropoda, Insecta, Lepidoptera, Pieridae.
CCCGACGAUCCUCGUCUCCACCACACCAACGGCUAUACGCCCGCCCCAGUGCCGUCCUGCAUCAGCAGGUCGCAAACAAUCACACCGCCAGCGGGAGCUCUGCCCGAACUGGCCGAUGGGCGCUCCAGAAGCGUAUAAACACGAGCAAAGACGCGUCGCGACGUAAGAUAAUUUGGAACACAAAACCUAACGAGAAAGGUUGUCGGCAAACGGUCCAAUGAAUUAUUCAUCACUUAUAUCAUCAGCGUUAUUACGCAUUGAAAUAAUUAGCGUUUAGUUUUUCAGAUCGGUACAAAAUCAAUGUGAUUUGUAAGUAAUAACAUAAUGGUUAAAUUGGACAAAUAGUUGAUUACGGCUGCAUUGCAUGCCCUAAUUAUGGAGCAUUAAAUGAGGGUAGGAAAUUGCUUAACAAACACUUUGCAUUUCAUUAUUAAAUAUCUACAAAAAGUAUAAUAAAGUUUUAUUUAGUUGCGCUCUUACAGUUAACGCAACUGUUCAUUUAAUUACCGGUUGAAGAAUGGAUCUCUCUUCGUUUAUAUUAGCAUAUUUUUCGUCCAAAAAUCUGUCUUUAAUUACCGCGUUCUUGUGUUGGAGCCCAGUUGACAUAUUAAAUCUACAAUUUCGCACGAGGUCUACGGGACUUCGCCUAAGGGUAUACGUUAGCGAAUUUUCUGUGCUACCCGAUAUGCCGGCUUACCGCAUCUUCCGCGAGGGCAUCGUUCUUGACAUGAGCUGCCCUCAUGCUCAUCUGAUUCUUAACAAGGCGUCGGUUAAUCGCGCUUUUAAUCAUCGGCAUUCAUGGCUCUUAUUGCCCGACAUUCUCUCCAACGAUACUGACUUAGGUGAUAUCCUCCAAGACACGGUCAUUCUGCCAGAUGCAGAUGUCGUGGUAGCUUUUCCAGAGAAAAUGUUAGAUGUGUAUCGGGUAGCGAUUGAACAACCUUUCACCGUGUUGGAUAUCGGUGGUGGUUAUACCAAUUCGGAGAACUUGAAUAGGUUAUGGGCCACAAUCCCCACAGCCGUAACAAGGAGAAAGAAUUUAGGCCGCAUCUAUCUAAAAUCAGCUACUAUUAUAAGUCAGCCGCAAUAUUUCAAAGGUUGGUCGGAUCUCAAUGAUCGCCAAAUUGAUACGUUUCCAAAACUUACAUAUCCUCUAAUGAUGCUGUUAGCUGAAGAUCUCAAUUUCAGAUACAAUAUGAAACAAAUCGAGUUGUACGGCGAACAGCAGAACGGCUCGUUCACUGGUCUGGCUGGACUAUUGCAGAGAGAGGAGGUGGAGGUGGGUGUAGCUUCCAUGUUUCUGCGGCGCGACCGAUGGAACGUGCUGCACUAUUGUUCUGAGACGGUGGAACUAGUCGGUGCCUUCAUAUUCCGUCAACCUUCGCAGUCGGCCGUGUCCAACGUGUUCCUGCUUCCAUUUAGCGGCGGCGUGUGGGCAGCCGUAGGCGCUGCUUUCGCCGGUGGUGGUGUACUUUUAGCGGUAUUGGGAUACGUAGCACGGCGUCGUCAGCUUCCUGAUGAUACUGCAGAACGGCUUACUCUAUCAGAAACCUUCACUUUCGCCAUUGGAGCUGCUUGUCAACAGGGUUCAGACAUCUCUCCAGAGAUAAUAUCAGCACGCAUCCUUAUGCUCUUCAUGCUGUUAUCUUCUGUGUUCGCGUUUACAUCAUACUCGGCCAAGAUCGUGUCAAUCCUACAGGCGCCCAGCGAUGCAAUUCAGACCAUUGAUGAUCUCACACACUCACCAAUGAUUCUAGGGGUUCAAGACACAACAUAUAAGGAGAUCUACUUCGCGGAGAGUACGGACCCAGCUACCCAGCGGCUUUACAAACGCAAAUUGCAGCCGCAAGGCGAACUUGCCUAUCUCAGUGUGUGGGAUGGUAUCGCACGUGUACGCACUGGCUUAUUCGCCUUCCAGGUUGAGCUGAAUUCUGGUUACGGCGUCAUCAGCAGCACAUAUACGGAGCGCGAAAAAUGUGGCCUAAAGGAGAUUCAGGCCUUCAAGCUGCCCAUGGUUUCCGUGCCGAUUCGUAAACACUCAGGCUAUAGAGACCUCUUUGCUGUGAGACUGCGGUGGCAACGUGAGGCGGGCCUAACAGAACGAGCGCGGCGUAUGUGGAUGGUCCGACGCGUACGUUGCGAAGCGGGUGGAGGCGGGUUCGUUAGCGUCGGCCUCGGUGACGUGUUGCCCGCGCUUCACGCACUACUAGCUGGCGCUGGUGCUGCCCUAUUAUUGCUGCUCGCUGAAAUACUUACGCGCUUUGUCCAACGGCGACACCACUUUUAGCUCCACACGUAGGUCCUUACUUAAAACGUACUUAAAAUCAAUCCAAUGCCGCUUAAAUCGUACAACUCUAUGGAGUAAGCCCUAAGGAUGAGUCCUUUACAUUUCUGCUUGUGUUUUUUAUUUACAAUUUUGUUCAAUUAGCAAGUCAACAACAACGACAACUUAAGCAAAGUCUUAAUUGCGAUAAGAAAGACAAUUUUAUUGGCGAAGAGCAUGAGUUCAGAACGAUUAAAAAACUCUUGAAGUCUU